GGCGCGGUGGUAUAAAAUGAACCGCAGCAGAGGAACAGUCAGUCAGUUCCUAGUGACAACACAACAGACAACAUGAACACUAAAAUCUUGAUCGUGUUGGGAGUGGCAGCUCUGGCAGCAGCAGACAGCCGCAGCCGGGAAACCUUCUCCUACGCUGCCCCUCGUAGAUACUCCGCUGAGUCUUUCGAGUCUGGUGAGGCUCAGUACAACUUCAACUACGCCGUGAAGGACGACUCCUCCGGCAACGACUUCGGUCACCAGGAGACUCGCGACGGUGACGACACCCAGGGGUCGUACUACGUACAUCUUCCCGACGGUCGUCUGCAGACUGUGACCUACGUUGUUGAUGGUGACUCAGGCUACAUUGCUGACGUCAAGUACGACGGAGAGGCUCGUUACCCUGACUCAUACGAGUCCUUCGAGUCCUUCGAGUCCCGGGAGGCUCCCCGCUACGCCCCUCCCAGGCCAAGAUACUUCGACUCCAACGAGUCCAAAUAAUUACCUGAGUGAUCACCUAUAGGUGUGCCCAACACCCUCCUGACGAACCAUAGUGGCUGUGUUGUAUUACUGCAAAUGCAUCCUUGUCAAUAUUAUAUAUACAUAUUUAUGUAAAUAAAUUAUUCUGCAAUCAA
Messenger RNA from Homarus americanus (American lobster), 632 nucleotides. RefSeq names its product cuticle protein 21-like. Gene Ontology annotation, cellular component: extracellular matrix. Lineage: Eukaryota; Metazoa; Arthropoda; Malacostraca; Decapoda; Nephropidae. The record is from RefSeq and is a predicted model, not a curated record. The coding region runs from base 73 to 498 and encodes 141 amino acids. The transcript has 3 exons.